This is a messenger RNA of Eutrema salsugineum, 1664 nucleotides long. RefSeq names its product serine/threonine-protein kinase SRK2A. The coding region runs from base 323 to 1423 and encodes 366 amino acids. The transcript is spliced from 9 exons. Lineage: Eukaryota; Viridiplantae; Streptophyta; Magnoliopsida; Brassicales; Brassicaceae. Gene Ontology annotation, cellular component: nucleus. Gene Ontology annotation, molecular function: protein serine/threonine kinase activity; ATP binding. Gene Ontology annotation, biological process: protein phosphorylation; intracellular signal transduction. The record is from RefSeq and is a predicted model, not a curated record.
AAUAACAAAAACAAAAAUUCCAACCAAAAAAAAAAAAAGUCGAUUCUUCGCUUUGCCUUCAAAUCUCUCCAAUCCAAAUCUCAUUGCCUUCCAUCGUUAUCUCUUUUCCUUUUUCACUUUCUUUGGGAAUCCACGAGAUCUCAGAAUCACAUCCUUGAUUUUGGGAUACUGAUUGGUUUUUGUCCUGAAAUUUACGAUUUCACCUAAAAUUAUUGUGAUAUUUUAGCUUGUAGGGUUAAAUUUUGACGAGAAUUUGGAGACUUUUGGAUUUUUUUUUGUUUUGUUUGUUUGUAAUUAGGGUUGUCGAUUUCGGCGAGCGAACAUGGAGAAGUACGAGCUGGUGAAAGACAUAGGUGCUGGGAAUUUCGGAGUGGCCAGGCUCAUGAAAGUCAAAAACUCUAAGGAACUUGUUGCCAUGAAGUACAUCGAGCGUGGUCCAAAGAUUGAUGAGAAUGUGGCAAGAGAGAUCAUAAAUCACAGAUCACUUCGCCAUCCAAAUAUAAUCCGGUUCAAGGAGGUGGUGUUGACUCCAACCCAUCUUGCCAUUGCCAUGGAAUAUGCUGCUGGUGGUGAACUAUUCGAACGUAUAUGCAGUGCUGGAAGGUUUAGUGAGGACGAGGCGAGAUACUUCUUCCAGCAGCUUAUAUCCGGUGUUAGCUAUUGCCAUGCCAUGCAAAUAUGCCAUAGAGAUCUGAAGCUCGAGAAUACGCUCCUCGAUGGAAGUCCUGCUCCACGUCUGAAAAUCUGUGAUUUUGGUUAUUCCAAGUCCUCUCUGCUGCACUCUAGGCCCAAAUCAACAGUUGGAACUCCAGCAUAUAUUGCCCCUGAGGUCCUUUCUCGGAGAGAGUAUGAUGGCAAGAUGGCUGAUGUCUGGUCUUGUGGUGUGACUCUUUAUGUCAUGCUGGUUGGUGCAUACCCAUUUGAAGACCAGGAAGAUCCAAAAAACUUCAGGAAAACAAUACAAAAAAUCAUGGCUGUUCAGUACAAGAUCCCAGACUACGUCCAUAUCUCACAAGAUUGUAAACAUCUCCUUUCCCGUAUAUUUGUCGCCAAUUCACUCAAGAGGAUUACUAUUGCAGAAAUCAAGAAACACCCAUGGUUCCUGAAAAAUCUACCAAGGGAACUCACAGAGACAGCUCAAGCAGCAUAUUUCAGGAAAGAGAAUCCAACCUUCUCCCUCCAGACCGUUGAAGAGAUCAUGAAGAUAGUAGAUGACGCCAAAACGCCUCCUCCUGUUUCCCGAUCCAUUGGAGGUUUUGGGUGGGGAGGAAAGGGAGAUGCAGAGGGGAAAGAGGAAGAUGAGGAGGAAGUGGAGGAAGAGGAAGAAGAGGAGGUGGAGAAAGAGGAAGACGAAGAAGAUGAAGAUGAAUACGACAAGACUGUAAAGGAAGUACACGCAAGUGGAGAAGUGAGAAUCAGUUGAUUUUUUCUUUUUUUGGGUUUUUGUUUGUGUAAGAAAGUAGUUCUCUUUGGUUUGCUGAAACGUGAAGUCUCUUUAUUUUUUUGUGUUUGCCAUUUGCUAUGCGUUGGUUUUGGUUUUUUGGAGAUUUGUAAAAUUUGCAGUAUAAGAAGAACAAACAGAGUUCGAUUUGUGAGUCCCGUCAGGGUAUGAACAUUGUGACCUCAAAUAUAUUUCUUGUAAAUUAGAUUUUUAUCUUUGGAAA